CAGAUCCACACGGUUCUUGAAGUAAUCCUUUUUUUUUUGACUCUACAGGUUCAGGCUCAAGUUGUGAUCCUUGUCACGGAACAUAUCAAGGAUCAAAGCCAUUCUCAGAACCUGAGACGCUUAGCGUCAAAACAUUGCUGGAAUCACUGGGGUCAAGGCUGCAAGGCUUCCUGGACGUGCAUUCGUACAGUCAGAUGUGGUUUAUUCCAUGGGGACAUACUAAGAAUAAAACUAAAGACUAUCAAGAGCAGAUGAGGGUCGCAGAGCUCGCUUGUAGAGCAAUAAAAGAGUCUGAUAUCGCAGCAAACUACUCACACGGGCAGUCUUCAAGGCUGAUGUACGGCGCAUCUGGGGUAGCAGAAGACUGGGUCUACGGUAACCUUGGAGUUCGUUAUUCGUUUUCAGUGGAGCUUCGAGAUACUGGACAUUAUGGAUUCCUGUUGCCUGCCAGGUUUAUACGUCAAUCUGGCGCUGAAAUGCUCAAAGCACUCAAUGCAAUUAUCAUGGCGAUGAAGUUAUGAAAAGUACCCGGCUGCUCAGCCAAGUGUUGAUUAAGCUAACUCGCAUGACAAGAAUAAAAUUGUGGCACAGACAUUUGUAUAUCUUAGUUUA
This is a messenger RNA of Actinia tenebrosa (Australian red waratah sea anemone), 612 nucleotides long. RefSeq names its product carboxypeptidase B. Gene Ontology annotation, molecular function: metallocarboxypeptidase activity; zinc ion binding. Gene Ontology annotation, biological process: proteolysis. The record is from RefSeq and is a predicted model, not a curated record. Lineage: Eukaryota; Metazoa; Cnidaria; Anthozoa; Actiniaria; Actiniidae.